Molecule: messenger RNA, 2493 nt
Organism: Epinephelus moara (kelp grouper)
Lineage: Eukaryota; Metazoa; Chordata; Actinopteri; Perciformes; Serranidae
Gene: tfap2d
Product: transcription factor AP-2 delta (activating enhancer binding protein 2 delta)
Exons: 8
Coding region: 197-1573 (458 amino acids)
Biological process (GO): regulation of transcription by RNA polymerase II; regulation of cell population proliferation; anatomical structure development
Cellular component (GO): nucleus
Molecular function (GO): RNA polymerase II transcription regulatory region sequence-specific DNA binding; DNA-binding transcription factor activity, RNA polymerase II-specific
Source: RefSeq, a predicted model, not a curated record
GCCCCGUCCGUGCAGAGGGGAGACGCUCGCGUUCCGCCAGCUUUCUGCCGUUACCGAGAGCGCGCGAGGGGGGACUUUUCCAUUUCUCUCGCUUUUUGAGGAUUUUAACGCAUUUUUAUUAUUAUUAUUAUUAUUCGAUCGGGCCGAAGAGCGGAGAGGAGAAAAAAAAAACACGGGUUACUUUGGAGAAAGCACAAUGUCAGCGACCUUCCCCGGACUUGUCCACGACGCAGAGAUACGUCACGACGGAUCAAACAGCUACCGGCUCAUGCAGCUCGGCUGCCUGGAGUCCGUGGCCAACUCCUCGGUCGCCUACUCCUCCUCCUCCCCGCUCACCUACCCGGCGCCGGCGGGGACGGAGUUCGCCUCGCCCUAUUUCUCCGCCAACCACCAGUACACGCCCCUCCACCACCAGUCCUUCCACUACGAGUUCCAGCACUCCCACCCGGCCGUGGCCCCGGAGGCCUACGGGCUCAACUCGCUGCACUCGGGCCAGUACUACCAGCAGAUCCACCACGGGGAGCCCGCAGACUUCAUCAACCUACACAAUGCGCGCUCGGCCCUCAAGUCCUCCUGCCUGGACGAGCAGCAGCGGCGCGAGCUGGGCUGCCUCGACGCUUACCGGCGCCAUGACCUGUCGCUGAUGACGUCACACGGCUCCCAGGCCUACGGCGUCGGCAUGCACCACCCGGACCAGAGGCUGCUGCCCGCCGCCGGCCUGGGUCUCCCUUCGUCCGCGUCAGACGACCUGCAGGGCUCCGUGGAAGCGCAGUGUGGGCUCGUGCUGAACGGCCAAGGGGGCGUCAUCCGGAGAGGGGGGACAUGUGUGGUGAACCCUACAGAUCUGUUCUGCUCGGUACCGGGCCGCCUGUCGCUGCUCAGCUCCACCUCCAAGUACAAAGUCACUAUCGCCGAGGUGAAAAGAAGACUGUCCCCACCAGAGUGCCUCAACGCCUCCCUACUGGGCGGCAUACUGCGCAGAGCGAAGUCUAAGAACGGAGGCCGGUGUCUUCGUGAGAAACUAGACCGUCUAGGCCUCAACCUGCCGGCGGGGCGGAGGAAAGCUGCCAACGUCACGCUGCUCACCUCCCUGGUGGAAGGUGAGGCGCUCCACCUGGCGAGGGACUUUGGCUACACCUGCGAGACAGAGUUCCCCAGCAAGGCAGUGGGGGAACAUUUGGCGAGGCAGCACAGUGAGCCGAAAGAGACCAGCGCACGCAAGAAAAUGGUCCUGGCCACAAAGCAAAUCUGUAAGGAGUUCCAGGACUUAUUGAGCCAAGAUCGCUCUCCUCUGGGCUCCUCCAGACCGACCCCCAUCCUGGACCUGGACAUCCAGAGACACCUCACACACUUCAGUCUGAUCACUCACGGGUUCGGCACGCCGGCAGUCUGCGCGGCUCUCAGCACCUUCCAGACGGUCCUGAGUGAGAUGCUCAACUACCUGGACAAAAACUCGAGCGGGAAGACGAGCGGACCCACCGACCAACAGAUCAACAACAACUCAGAAAAGACGCAGCUCCGGAAAACAGCCGAGCCCCAGAGCAAAGACGGGAAAACAGAAAAGACUGAGUAGCCCACACCCACCCGGUCCCCGUGCCUUGGAGCGCUGCAUUUAGGAGUGUGUGUGUGUGUAACUGUGUGUGUGCACUCUCAGAAAGGAUUUAAGUCCCGUGCAUUACUGUGUCUUAUUUGGGACAAUUCAUAUUUAUUGUUAUUUAUUUAUCUUAUGUUGAAAUGUAACACUAACCAGAAGUGUCCCAAACAAGACGUCCUGAUGUGAGAGUGGAACAUCCUGUUUAGGUGUGUGUGUGUGUCAUGACAAGGAGGAGCCUCGCCAUGGAGACGGCUGUGACUCAUCCAAGACUUUUAUUUCUUUAUUUAUUAAUUCUGAAAACAGGAAGUAAACAUGGACAUGCUGACAUCACAGGUUUCCAGGACAACAUACACACUUUACACACACAUUUUAAGGGUUUUGGGGCAAUUUGAUCUCAACCCAGCAAAUUUAGGUGUGAAUUUUCUUCCACAACACAAAAACUAAAACACUUUUUUGACCUUUAAGGGUCCCUUUAAUCUUUUUUGUAUUAAAUAAUUACAGAAAUCUUUGUCAUUACCGACUAAAAUUCUAAUCUUGCUUCAAUUAUGUGUUGACUAAACUGAAAUAAUUUCAUCUUCCAAACAUUUUUCAUAGUUUAAUUGAAUCACCCUUACCGAUGCACUCACACACACACACACACACACACACACACACACACACACACACCUGUACCUGUGACAGCACUUGAACCCCCACCAAGCAGACUUACUUUAAUUUCUACGCCGUACAAUCAGUGCCAUAGCAACCAGUGUGUUUACCAUGUGGGCUGGAUGUGAGACUGACGCCACUGCCUGGGGUUGGCUACACUGUGGUGUGUUUGUCUAAGUGUGUGUGAGUGUGUGUGUGAGAGAUAAAGAGAAAGAGAGAGAGAGAAAGAGUGUGAGAGAGAGAGAGAGAGA